Manis javanica (Malayan pangolin) is the source of this 6297-nucleotide messenger RNA. RefSeq names its product protein tyrosine phosphatase receptor type A (gene PTPRA). Gene Ontology annotation, biological process: protein dephosphorylation. NCBI's taxonomy places the organism in Eukaryota, Metazoa, Chordata, Mammalia, Pholidota, Manidae. Gene Ontology annotation, molecular function: protein tyrosine phosphatase activity. The record is from RefSeq and is a predicted model, not a curated record.
UGGCCAAUGAGGAAGCGCUUUACAGCCAAGGCCGGGUCGGGAGCGAGGCUCCGGCGAGUACACCACUGACAGAGACGCGCGCGCGCUCGCGCUCGCGAGCCAGCUCGGACCCGGGCAGCCGCCGCCGCCGCCAUCACCGCUGCCCGUCCAGUCGCCCCUCAGCCGCUUCCCCUCGUCAUGGAGGCGAGGCCGCCGCCGCCGCCGCGAAGCUCCGAGCCGCGGGCCGGGCGGCGGCCCUGAGAGCGUGUGGCGGGCCGAGACACCGCCGCGGAACCGAGGCGGAGCCGCGUCCUCGUCCCCAGCGGUCCCGCCCAAAGCCGGACUCGGUCAGCAUGGAUUCCUGGCUCAUUCUUGUUCUACUGGGCAGUACUGUGAUACACGUAGGUGCCAACAAUACUACCACAGUUUCACCUUCAGUAAGCGUUACAAGAUCUAUUAAAACAUCGACAGCAGAGUCAGUUAAAGAAGAGACCAAAACUUCAAAUCCUACUUCUUCAGUAACUUCCCUUUCUGUGACAUCAACAUUUAGCCCAAACCUAACUCUGGGAGCCACCUAUGUAACCACUGUCAAUUCUUCAGACUCUGACAGUAGGACCACAAGAACAGCAAGCACUGAUUCUGUAGUCACUACAAUUUCACCAAAUGGAACGGGGCUUCCAGAUAACAGAACAAAACCUUGGGAGGGGAAUUCCAGCACUGCAGUGACCACUCCAGAAACUUUCCCUCCUUCAGGUAAUUCUGACUCGAAGGACAGAAGAGAUGAGACGCCAAUUAUUGCUGUGAUGGUGGCCCUGUCCUCUCUGCUAGUGAUUGUGUUUAUCAUCAUAGUUCUGUACAUGUUAAGGUUUAAGAAAUACAAGCAAGCUGGGAGCCAUUCUAAUUCUUUCCGCUUAUCAAAUGGCCGCACUGAGGAUGUGGAACCCCAGAGUGUGCCACUCCUGGCCAGGUCUCCAAGCACCAACAGGAAGUAUCCGCCCCUCCCCGUGGACAAGCUGGAAGAGGAGAUUAACCGGAGAAUGGCUGAUGAUAAUAAGCUCUUCAGAGAGGAAUUCAACGCUCUCCCUGCUUGCCCUAUCCAGGCUACCUGUGAAGCUGCCUCCAAGGAGGAAAACAAGGAAAAAAAUCGAUAUGUAAACAUCUUGCCUUAUGACCACUCUAGAGUCCAUCUGACACCAAUUGAAGGAGUUCCAGAUUCUGAUUACAUCAAUGCUUCAUUCAUCAAUGGCUACCAAGAAAAGAACAAAUUCAUUGCUGCACAAGGACCAAAAGAAGAAACAGUGAAUGAUUUCUGGAGGAUGAUCUGGGAACAAAACACAGCCACCAUCGUCAUGGUGACCAACCUGAAGGAGAGAAAGGAGUGUAAGUGUGCCCAGUACUGGCCAGACCAAGGCUGCUGGACCUAUGGGAACAUUCGUGUAUCUGUAGAAGACGUGACCGUCCUAGUGGACUACACAGUGCGGAAGUUCUGCAUCCAGCAGGUGGGCGAUGUGACCAACAGAAAGCCACAGCGCCUCAUCACUCAGUUCCACUUUACCAGCUGGCCAGACUUUGGAGUGCCUUUCACCCCAAUCGGCAUGCUCAAGUUCCUCAAGAAGGUGAAGGCCUGUAACCCUCAGUAUGCAGGGGCCAUCGUGGUCCACUGCAGUGCGGGCGUAGGGCGCACAGGCACCUUUGUCGUCAUUGAUGCCAUGCUGGACAUGAUGCAUACGGAGCGGAAGGUGGAUGUGUAUGGCUUUGUGAGCCGGAUCCGGGCACAGCGCUGCCAGAUGGUGCAAACAGACAUGCAGUACGUCUUCAUAUACCAAGCCCUUCUGGAGCAUUAUCUCUAUGGAGAUACAGAACUAGAAGUAACCUCUCUAGAAACACACUUGCAAAAAAUUUACAACAAAAUCCCAGGGACCAGCAAUAAUGGAUUAGAGGAGGAGUUUAAGAAAUUAACAUCAAUCAAAAUCCAGAAUGACAAGAUGCGGACUGGAAACCUUCCAGCCAACAUGAAGAAGAACCGGGUUUUACAGAUCAUUCCAUAUGAAUUCAACAGAGUGAUCAUUCCAGUUAAGAGGGGGGAGGAGAACACAGACUACGUGAAUGCAUCCUUCAUUGAUGGCUAUCGGCAGAAGGACUCCUACAUCGCCAGCCAGGGCCCUCUUCUGCACACAAUUGAGGACUUCUGGCGAAUGAUCUGGGAGUGGAAAUCCUGCUCUAUUGUGAUGCUAACAGAACUGGAGGAAAGAGGCCAGGAGAAGUGUGCCCAGUACUGGCCCUCCGAUGGACUGGUGUCCUAUGGAGACAUCACAGUGGAGCUGAAGAAGGAGGAGGAAUGUGAGAGCUACACCGUCAGAGACCUUCUGGUCACCAACACCAGGGAGAACAAGAGCCGGCAGAUCCGGCAGUUCCACUUCCAUGGCUGGCCUGAAGUGGGCAUCCCCAGUGACGGGAAGGGCAUGAUCAGCAUCAUCGCAGCCGUGCAGAAACAGCAGCAGCAGUCGGGGAACCACCCCAUCACUGUGCACUGCAGCGCAGGGGCAGGACGGACGGGGACCUUCUGUGCCCUAAGCACAGUCCUGGAACGGGUGAAAGCAGAGGGCAUUUUGGAUGUCUUCCAGACCGUUAAAAGCCUGCGGCUACAGAGGCCACACAUGGUCCAGACACUGGAACAGUAUGAGUUCUGCUACAAGGUGGUGCAGGAAUAUAUUGACGCAUUCUCAGAUUAUGCCAACUUCAAGUAAGAGGCGAUGAGAUCCCUUUGGACAGGAAAAUUGCCUUUAAUAUUUUGUAAUAUUCCGUUUUGUUAAUAUACCCAAAACUGUGUAUAUAUCUUAUAACUGUUUUAGAAAUUGGUACAUAGGCUUCUAUUACCUAAUAGGUGGAGAUUUUAUAUGUAAAUGUGUUAGCACUGAUAAUCCAUUUUCCAAUGUUCAAUUGGGGAAUUAAAUAGUGUGAUGUUUGGAUUGAUAACCGUGAAAUCCUCUGCCUGGAUAUUGGGCUGUACUGUGCUUUGGUUUAUACAUCUUUUCCUAAAAGAAGAAACACAAAACCCAUUCCAGGAAGUUCAGCAUCAACUAAGAAAAAAGCACAAAGGCCUCGGAGCUCUUGAAGAAAUGGGUUGUCCCAAAACUUCCCACCUGUCAGGCUACUUUUCCCUCCCUGUUCUGUAAAUAACCCCUCCCAUCUCCACCCUGCCCCCUUCUCCUACCACCCACAUUCCCCUGUGGGGAGUAAAGGGACUAGAGCGCCAUCUGGCACCACACUUGGGAUUAUCAGGUAAUAAAAGCUUGGACUCCCUGAGGAAAAGUCUCUCCCUUUGUCUGCGGUGGGGCAGCCAUCCCAGGGCUAAGGCUCUCCUAGGCCUCCCCUGGCCCUGCUGUUAGUAUUCUGUCUCUACUGGCCAGAGACCACAGACCUCCCAACAACUCCUUUCCUGCAAACACAGCCCCUCCAGCCCUUGGCUGGUUGCCAGGACCCGCCUUUUGCUCCCAGCACAUCUUUGGUCAGUGUCCCAACAGCCUUCCUGUCUGAGGAGAUGGCCAGGUUCUUUGCUGCUCCCCGAAUUCAGGGACAUGGAGGAGAAAGGAGGUGGCAAGCUUGCCAGCUAAGGCCAGUCUGACCCAUCUGGUGCUUUGCUACAAAACUAUCUGGAUUGUGUCAUUCUUUAUAUCCGCAUUCACUGUGUUAAAUAGCUUCCUUUUCCUUUCACAUCUGUCCUCAUAUCCAGGACUCAUGAGAAGUGCCUCAGAUUCAGAGGUGAGGAUGGUGGGAGUCUUAGAUACCAACUUGAUUUCUAGUCUGACAUAUUAGACAAGUGUCUAACUUUAAUGUCUUAGAUAAGGUAGAUGUUCAUUUAUUUCUCAUGUAAGUCUUCCCAGUCCAGAGACCCAGUAUCCUCCUAUCUUGUGGUUCCAGUGUCCUUUAGGAUGUUACUCUUGGUCUCAUAGUUGAAGCCAGAUCACUGUCUUUUCUCAUGGAGAAACAAAAAGAGCAUGGAGAGCAAGCAACUUCAUUUUUAAGGACAUGAAGCAAAAGUUGCACUUUUCAUUUUCACUUACAUCUCCUUGGCUAAAGCCUAGUUAUAAGGCUACCCGUAGCUACAAAGGGUUCUAGGUAAUGUAGUCUUUGGUGGGAGGCACAGCUGGAGGGGGGGUCUGUCCACUGUCUCCUGUUCUCAUGAGCAGCUCAUCAUGAGAACAAGAAAGUAAACUGGUGGCUGUGGCUGUCAGUGCAGGGUUGAGAGAGGCUUGUGGCCCAUGGGGCCUUCCUAGAGGAGCAGGGAUAGGCCCUGGGCUCCUCAGGCAUGAGAGUGACACCCCAGCCUGGGCCAUGGAGGCACACUCAGAAGUCUCUGGUGCUUUGCUUCUUGGAGGAGGUGGACUUGAACUGGACCCAAGCAAUGCUGGAAGUGUAGGUGAAUGCAAGGAGGAAAGGCCACUUGGAGCCACACUACACAGGGCCUUGAAGGCCGGGCAACCAGGCACAGUGGCUCCAAGGUGAGAGCCAAGUUCUGCACCACAUAUUCAGGAUGUCUGUGGAGGUGGGGGUGCCACAACCACCUCUGGAAGCUGGCAAGAGGUGAGAAUAAGAGGUAACUUGGUCCUUUGUAGGAACUGGAAACUCCAAAGGGCAAUACAUUCAAAAUUCAGUAGUUUUUAAAAGAAGCAGGGAUAAAUUAAGCAAAGACAGAAUCUGGAAGGUUGAUGAUGAGGGGUGCCAAGUUUGGGAAGGAGACCCUGGCACCUUACAGCCUACCUUUUGGUGCCUCUGUGUGACCAUGUCCAGGCAGAUGGAGGAGGGCAGGCCUUGGAUCAGCAAGCUUCAUAGCGAAUGUGCGGGAGAGCCCAUCACAGGUCCUGUGCUGCCUCCGCACUGCCCAGCCAGCUACCCACCUCCUGGUGUCAGAGCUCAUAUUGAGCAGCUGCACACCAAUGUGGCCUGGCAGCUUUCUGCUGGGGUCCAGGCUGAUUUGGUCAGUGGCUGGGCCAGUAAUGAAUAUCACAUUGCCAAACAGACGUCUUCAAGGGUCACAUGGUUCAAGAGACAAAUCUGACAGGAACUAGUCUAGGCUAAAAGAGAAGUAUGUUGGGGCUCACAUGGCACGAUUGUGUGGGCAAGGCAGGGGUGACUGCCUCAUUCAGUGCCCACCCCUCUACCAGCCAGCCGUGUCCAUGGGGUUAGAGCAGGGGCAAGGAUUUCUUAGAAGGGGAAAAGUGGUGUCAGCAGCCACCGCACACCCCUAUCUCUGGGGCCUAUGCCCUCUCAAGAGACCUCACUUCAUGACAGCGGCUCCCUCUAGGUUUUCUGUUUGAUUCAUCACACACACACACAUAUACACACACUGCCAAGCAAGUUUUUUCAUCAAAAAAAAAUUUCCCCCAGGCCUAAGUUCUUCCCCCUUUUAUGGCAGAUAUUUUGAAAAGGUCUGUACUUACUCUCCCCUCUCCCCCACUUCGUUCCCCCACAUUCCUUUUGUACAUGUACUCUCACCUCCAUGCUGAGCCCCAGGCAUCCACUGUCUGUCCACUAGCUGCCCCCUUGAUGUUAGUGACUCCCUUCUGACUUUAGUCCUCACUCUGAGCUGCUCCUCCACAAUCUCCUUUCUCCAUCCUCAGACGCAGGUGUUCCUGCAGUCUGUACGUUGUGGACCAUCAUCCCUUCUCCAGUCCCGAGCCCCCAUCAUGUCUGCUACCUAGUGACUCCACCAGGGUGGCCCAGACUUGUUCCACACCCCCAGUGCCUAGGAGCUCACCCAGUCUCUACAGAGCCCUCCAGCAUUCUCUGCUGGCCUUCCCUUCUCCCCCACCCAACCCCACCACACUCUGGCCACAGGCCAGUUAGCAGCCCUCAGCUUAAUCCUCCGUUUUGUUCCUUGCACUGGAGCACCCACUGCUGCUGUGUUUCCACAACUCUAAACCACCCAGUCCAGGGUUUGCCUCUCUGUGCUCAGCACCACGUGAGCACUCAGCUCUAAAGCUCUGCUUUCCCAACGGACUACAGGCCGCUCCCAGACUGGAAGAAUAUAUCCUCAAGGCCGAACUUAAAGGACAAAUGGCUUUCUGUGCCCUGAGAGAGAGAGAAGGAUGAAUUCCAGAGUUCGUAGUCUGAAAGAGGACAGCAAGUAGUGCUGAAAAGCUAAGACUGUUGCCAGAAAGAAAGGGAGUCAGAACUUCCUCUGAAAAACUUAGUUUUUCUGGUUUGGAUUUUUUUUGCGGAAAAACCCAAGCAAAUCACAGAAAAAAUAAAGGCAUCCCGUUCUUCUUCUAAAAUAAACACAAAGGACUUCAAAUAAAACACUUUGUAAACCCCAAA